ACAAGGCUUUCUUGGUUACAAAAUCUCGCGGCAACAACCGGGUCACAGAGCUGGCCGGACGGACUUACACGUUACCAGAACUCCAUCCGUCAAAGGUAUCGGAUAUGGUUGUGCGCCUUGCGCUCUUGUGUGGCGUCCUCGCCUUCGCCCGAGGGGUCGGGCGAGGAGUUUAUCUUUGGCAAGUUCCCUAAUGAUUUUGUGUGGGGUGCUGCAACAUCGUUUUCAGAUAAAGAUCCUUUCCAAAUGACGUCAUAUGACGAAGCUGAUCAGAACAUUGGAGCUGCCAAGUUUCUUGGGGUUUCACAUUAUCACUUCGCUCUGAAUUGGUCGAGAUUGUUAACGGAGAAGGAUGGACAGAACAGUCCUGGAUUGGAUUAUUAUAAUCACGUGAUCAAUGCUACCAUAGCAGCAGGUAUGACGCCAGUGGUGACGUUACUCUCGGGGGAACUUCCGGUUCACAUACAAGAAGUCGGCGGGUGGCUCAACUCCUCUACAUUACGUCACUUCCGGGACUACGUCAGACUCUGUUUUGAAGCGUUUAGUGACAGGGUUAAUUUCUGGGUUACUGUGCAGGACACACAUUCCGUGAUAACAUCCGCGACUCCUUCAGCAAAGGUCAAGGCUAAUCUGAUGACGUCACAUACCGAGGUGUACAAAAUGUACCACAAUGAGUUUAAGAAAUCGAGGGGAGGUCAAGUAGGUAUAAUUUUAUCUUCUACCUGGUACGAGCCACGUGAACCGCACGUGCCUGAUGACGUUAUGACAGCUUCUUCGUCAUUGGCCAGUCACAUAGGAUAUUUCUUGGAACAGCUCAUGCACAAUGCCGCGAUUGACUUUUUGGGUGUGGAGUACCCGACAACCAACAUGACGUCACGGUUAUCUGUUACCGAAACAGCCGGAAGGUCGAGAGCAACUCAAACAGAAGAGGGCAGUUAUACCCAACAUCUGCGUGAACUACUGACACGGCUAAAGGGGUCCGUCCAAGGACUGCCCAUAUACGUCAUGGCAAGCACAGUUCACACAGACCAUUCUAGCAGUUCUCGGGAUUUGGAGAGAGUGGAUUGGUAUCGUGAUCAAAUCAACGAAAUAUUAAAAGCAAUCACCAUUGAUAACUGUUCGGACGUGAAAGGUUUUUUUGCAACCUUACCUGCCGCUGCACAUGUAGGGAUGGAAAACCGGAAAUCAGACUCCAGUUCGGAAAGAAGUCUGCCGAGAGCUUCCGAAUUAUACAUCCAACAGGUUGUCAAUGACAACGGCUUCACAGAAGGCUACAACAUGAUUGGCGGCAUGGCAACUGGGCAUGUUGCUAAUGAAAACUCCAUGCUAUUCGACAAAUUUCCUGAUGAUUUCCAAUGGGGCGCAUCAACCUCUGCUUACCAAAUUGAAGGAGCAUGGAACGAAGAUGGGCGAGGCCCAACCUUCCUCGACUUUAUUUCCCAGAGCCAUAAUGGUGCCAUUAUAGACAAUUCCACAGGAGAUGUGGCAUGUGACAGUUACCACAAGUAUAUGGACGACAUCAAAAUUUUACAAGAUACAAAGGUAAACACGUAUCGCUUUUCAAUCUCCUGGGGACGAAUUUUUCCGCAUGGUGCCGACCACACUGUUAAUCAGUUGGGUGUCAAUUACUACAACAAGGUCAUCGCUGGCCUCUUAGCCGCUGGAAUCGAACCCAUGGCCACUUUGUAUAAAUAUGAUAUGCCGAUGGAUCUGGUUCAAGCUGGCGGAUGGACGAAUUCAUCUACGAUCGAGCAUUUUAAAGCUUAUGCGAGAGUCUGUUUUCAGGAAUUCGGAGCUAAGGUGAAGACUUGGUUUACAAUCAAUGAACCGUAUGUGAUGAGCCAAAUGGUGUAUGCUAGUGACGGGUCUGGUACGAAGGACUACAUUGCUGCUCACAACAUGCUAUUGGCCCAUGGUAAAACUUACCGCAUGUACGAGAAGGAUUUCAAGCCCACACAAAAUGGUAAAGUAAGCAUAGUGCUUUACUCUGAAUGGAUGGAGCCAAAGCAAGCUGGGAAUCCCUCCGAUAUGGAAGCGUCUGAACGGGCGAUGGAAUUCAAGGUCGGAUGGUUCGCAGAACCAAUAUUCGGCAAUGGAUCAUAUCCCGAUGUGAUGAAAAAACGCGUAGCAGAGGCGAGUCGAGCUCAAAUCCUAAGCGAGUCCAGAUUGCAAGACAUUACGGAUGACGAACGCCUUAUCAUCAAAGGUUCUGCGGACUUCUUCUCAAUGAACAUAUACCGCACGGCACUAGUAACAUCUGCUAAUCCAGCUGAUCUGAAGACGAGAUUUGAAAAAGAUGCUGGAUAUGUUCUCAGCGUUGAUCCAUCCUGGAAAGAAACAUGUGGUGGUAGGAUGUAUACAACUCCAUUGGGCAUGCGCAAGAUGCUGAAUUGGAUUAAACGCAAGUAUGGAGAUAUUCCUAUCUUAAUAACAGAAAAUGGAGCAUGCGAUCAGACUGACGGGAUAGAAGAUCAGGAUCGGAUAGAUUUCCUUCGGGAUUAUACCAAUGAGGUAUUGAAAGCUAUACGACUGGACAAUGUCAGCGUGACUGGAUACCUGGUAUGGAGUAUUAUGGAUACGUUCGAUAUCACCUUCGGCUAUGCCAAUAAAUACGGUUUGUACCACAUCGACUUUAGUGACCCUGAUUUGACCAGGGUUCCCAAACAUUCAGCCUCCUUCUACAGACAGCUGGUUUCGGAGAGCGCAUUCCAACAUGGCUACCCUGGAAUCGGAGGUAGGGGCGUCGCACCUGAGAUGGAGAAUGAGUUCUUCUAUGAUGUUUUUCCUGAGGAUUUUGUUUGGAGUUCAGCAACAGCAGCCUAUCAGGUGGAAGGAGGCUGGGAUGAAGGUGGGCGUGGUCUAUCAAUCUGGGAUGUUUGGGCACAGACCCCAGGGAAAAUUGCAAAUAAUAACAACGGCAAUGUGGCCUGUGACAGUUACCACAAAUACAAGGAAGAUAUACAGCUGCUCAAACACCUCGGGGUUUCCCAUUACCGUUUCUCAAUAUCCUGGCCAAGAGUCUUACCAAACGGCACUGUGGCAAGUGCUAAUCAAGAUGGUAUCGACUACUAUAACAAACUUAUUGACGGUCUUCUGGCGGAGAACAUCCAGCCCAUGAUCACACUCUACCAUUGGGACCUUCCUCAGGCCCUUCAGCUCAAGUACAACGGAUGGCUUAAUGAAUCUAUGAUCGAUAUAUUCUCUGAAUAUGCAGAGUUCUGCUUCCAACAAUUCGGAGACCGGGUAAAAUUCUGGAUCACUUUUAACGAGCCGUGGAUUGUAUCGUGGCUGGGAUAUAGUGUAGCCGUGUUCGCUCCGGGAAUGUAUGGACCUGGGACUAACGCAUACAUUGUUAGUCACCACUUGAUCCUAGCUCACGCCAAAACGUGGCAAAUCUACAACUCCACAUACCGUCAACAGCAAAACGGACAGGUCGGUAUAACUCUGAAUGCUGGCUGGUCGGAGCCCGAGGAUCCAUUCAACCCGUCUCACCUCGAGGCUGCAGAGAGGGCGACCCAGUUCGACUUCGGCUGGUUUGCCAAUCCUCUUGUCCAUGGUGAUUAUCCUGAUGUAAUGAAGUGGCAGGUUGGGAACAAGAGUGUUCUGCAAGGAUUCAACGAGUCGCGACUACCACAGUUCACAGACACAGAAACAAUGAUGAUUAAAGGAGCGACAGAUUUCCUCGGUCUCAAUUUCUACACAUCCGGGCUAGUACAUCCAGAGGAUAGAGACAUCAAUGACAUUAGUUACGAUGCAGACAAAGAUACUGGGGGCUCUACAGACCCAAAAUGGCUAGGGUCAGGGUCAAAUUGGUUAUGGGUGACUCCAUUCGGUAUCCGAAAAAUGUUGAAUUGGAUCAAAAAUCAUUAUGGAGAUUUGCCUGUGUAUGUAACGGAGAAUGGAGUGUCCGAUAGGAACGGGUCCUUGCCAGACGUACACAGAAUUAACUAUUACAGGUCUUACAUUAAUGAAGUGCUCAAAGCUCGGAAGCUUGAUGAAGUAAAUGUGAAGGGUUACACAGCCUGGUCUCUGAUGGACAACUUUGAAUGGGGUAGCGGGUAUGACGAGCGCUUCGGUCUUCACUUCGUCAACUUCACUGAUCCUGAAAGAUCCCGGACACCGAAAGAGUCGGCAUUUUUCUAUUCUCAGGUUAUAAAAGACAAUGGCUUCCGACGAGAGGCAAUGACAGCUCCUGGAGUUAUAAAGACUUACACUUACGAGAAUGAGUUCCUUUACGGGGAGUUUCCUAAGGGUUUCGCUUGGAGUGCGUCCUCAUCAGCUUACCAAGUAGAGGGCGCAUGGAAUGUUUCUGGGCGAGGCGAGAGUACAUGGGAUAAGUAUCUCCACCAACAGGUACCAAGUUCUGGUAAUGCUGAUGUUGCCUGUGACAGCUAUGACCAGUACACGGAAGAUGUCAAAAUGCUCAAACAACUUGAUGUGUCGCACUAUAAGUUUUCUCUAUCUUGGUCUCGGAUCCUUCCCAAUGGUACAAAAGGCAACAAAAAUGACGCGGGCGUGGCAUAUUAUCACCGCCUAAUAGACACCCUAUUGGAGGCCAACAUCCAGCCUGUCAUCACACUCUUCGACAGCGACUUCCCACAGGCACUACAAAACAAUGGAGGAUGGCUUAAUGAGUCAAUGGUCGAUUAUUUUGUCGACUAUGCCAGGAUCUGCUUCCAGGAAUUUGGAGAUAAGGUCAAGAUGUGGUACACAAUUGAUGACCCCCACACAUUUGCAGUAUCUGGAUACGUUGGUGCUACGUCACCUCCGAGCGUGUCUGGAAUAGGCACUGAAGUGUACACAGCCGUCCACAAUCUUAUUAAGGCGCACGCAAAAGCUUACCGAGUGUAUGAUACAGACUUCAGACCCUCACAGAAAGGAAAGAUUGGAAUCACAUUACAUGUAAAAUGGGCCGAGCCAAAACAGACCUAUAACCCGUUCGACGUGCUUGCAUCAGAGCGGUAUUUGGAUUUCAAUCUUGGAUGGUUCGCCGACCCGAUUUUCCUUACCGGACAAUACCCACCAGUGAUGAAAGCACAGAUCAGCAUGAAGAGUAAACUCCAGAACCUUACAAAGAGUCGCUUACCGGAGUUCACGUCUGCGGAACAAGACAUGAUUCGAGGUUCGGCUGACCACAUGGGAGUCAAAUUCUACACGUCACAGCUAAUAAGCAAUUCCAAACAACCACCGUCAACACCAAGUUAUUAUGACGACCAGGAUCUCAAAUCAGAAGUAAAUCAAAGCUGGCCUGAGAGCGGGUCGUCAUGGUUACGCGUGACACCGUUUGGCAUGAGGAAACUGUUAAAUUGGAUAAAAUAUAAGUACCCAGGUGUGCCUGUGUACAUUGCGGACAACGGAGUGUCGGAUAAGGAUGGGUCACUCCAGGAUGACCAUCGUGUCAAUUAUCACAAAGAACACAUCGACGAAGUCCUGAAAGCUAUCAAGCUUGAUGGAUGUGAUGUUAGGGGCUACUCCGUGUCAUCUCUAAUGGAUCAGUUUGAAUGGGGCGCCGGUUACACAGAGAAAUUUGGAGUAUAUCACGUUAACUUCACAGAUCCUCGCCGGACCAGGACACCGAAAUUGUCCGCAAGUUUUAUUCGGAACGUAGUUCGAGCAAAUGGAUUUUACAAGGAUCUGGACCCAUUGCCCUACCAGGACGAAUUUCUGUAUGAAACCUUCCCAGAAGGCUUUGCAUGGAGUGCUGCUACAGCGGCUUAUCAGGUGGAAGGAGGCUGGAACGAAGAUGGUAAGGGAUUAAGUAUAUGGGACACGUUCUCCCAUCAAGGUCACGUGGACAACAAUGAUACUGGCGAUGUAGCAUGUGACAGUUACCAUAAAUACUUGGAUGACGUCCAGCUCCUCAAAGACAUGAAGGUGACACAUUACCGGUUCUCCCUAUCAUGGCCCCGAAUACUACCAGACGGUACCACUCGCCACGUGAACCAGCUGGGCAUAGCUUACUACAACCAGCUGAUCGACGCCCUUAUGGACGCUGGGAUCACACCAAUGGUCACACUGUAUCACUGGGACUUGCCUCAGGCUCUACAGGACCAAGGCGGUGGCUGGCUCAACGCCUCAAUAGCUGACGCCUUUGCCGACUACGCUAGGCUUGCUUUCCGGGAGUUUGGAGAUAGGGUGAAAACGUGGAUCACCCUGAACGAGCCAUGGGUGGUAUCGGUCCAGGGAUACGGGCAGGGAUACAAAGCCCCCGGGAUCGUCAGCCCCGGGGACAAGGUCUACAUCGCUGCCCACAAUCUGAUUAGGGCACACGGCAAGGCGUACAGGGUUUAUGAAAACGAGUUCAAGCAGAAGCAGCAUGGAAAGGUGGGCAUUACCUGCAACUGUGACUGGGAAGUACCCAAAAGUGAGAGUGUUCCAUCCGACAGAGAGGCAGCCGAGCGCGCGCUCCAGUUCCAUUUCGGUUGGUUUAUUAAUCCAGUGUUAAAUAACGGUGACUACCCAGACGUCAUGAAAAUGCAGAUCGCAAACAAAAGUGCUAUACAAAAUCUGACAAAAAGUAGACUGCCAGAGUUUACACCGGAGGAGAAAAAGAAUUUAAAGGGAGCCACGGAUUUCGUAGGAUUAAACUUCUACACUUCCAAUCUUGCGGAAUAUUACCUGGAUGAAACCUAUCCUCGAGAUUACUACUCAGAUAUGGAUGUAAAAAUGUCUAAAGAUCCGUCCUGGCUAGGAUCUGGGUCUUCCUGGCUGACGGUCACUCCGUUUGGAAUCCGCCGAAUGCUGAACUGGAUUAAGGAUCACUAUGGUGACGUCCCGGUUUAUGUGACAGAGAAUGGCGUCUCGGACAGAAACGGCUCCCUGUCUGAUGAUCAUAGAAUCUUCUAUUACAAACACUAUAUCAAUGAAGUUCUCAAGGCUAUCCACGUAGACAAAGUUGACGUACGUGGUUACACCGCUUGGUCCCUGAUGGACAACUUUGAAUGGUCGCGGGGAUACUCCGAGAGAUUUGGUCUUCACUAUGUCGAUUUCACUGACCCAACAAGACCAAGGACGCCCAAGGCCUCAGCCAGUUAUUACCGAAAUCUUAUUGAAGACAAUGGCUUUUACAGAGUAAUACCUACAGUCCCCACAACACCAACUCCGCCUCCUAAAAGAGAGGACCGUGGUGCUUCUGGAACAAGUUCUUCACACCAAAUUUCAUUCCUUCUCAUCACUGGACUCAUUUUAGGACUGUUGACGAGUACUUUGCCAUCUAUUCACCUAGACGAUAUUGACGUGCGUGGGUAUACUGCUUGGUCACUGAUGGACAACUUUGAGUGGUCCAGAGGAUACUCGGAAAGAUUUGGUCUGCACUUUGUCAACUUCAGUGAUCCAACACGUACAAGGAUCCCUAAGGCGUCUGCCAGAUUCUACAGACAACUCAUCCAAAAUAAUGGCUUCUUCGGACCAACCCAAGCUACCAAACCUUCCCUGCCUGGUCGGGGACCCAUGGCACAGGAAAAUGAAUUCGUGUACGGAACAUUCCCAAAAGGAUUUGUCUGGAGUGCAGCAACCGCAGCUUACCAGAUCGAGGGUGGUUGGCAGGCAGAUGGUAAAGGUCCGAGUAUCUGGGACACGUUCUGUCACCAUGGUCACGUUGACAACAAUGAUACAGGUGAUACAGCGUGUGACAGUUACCAUAAGUUCUUGGACGACGUCAAGCUUCUUAAGGACAUGAAGGUGACACACUACCGUUUUUCCCUGUCGUGGCCCCGAAUAUUACCAGACGGUACAACGCGUCACGUGAAUCAGGCCGGAGUGGAUUACUACAACCAGCUGAUCGACGCCCUGUUGGAGGCUCGGAUCACCCCUAUGGUCACACUCUAUCACUGGGACUUGCCUCAGACUCUACAAGAUCAAGAUGGAGGCUGGCUCAACCCCUCAACAGCUAACGCAUUUGCCGACUACGCCAGACUAGCCUUCAAGACGUUCGGAGACAGAGUAAAGAUUUGGAUCACCCUGAACGAGCCUUGGGUGUCGUCCGUAUACGGGUAUGGGUACGGAAGUAUGGCCCCGGGGAUCGUGAGCCCCGGGGACAAUAUUUACAUUGCUGGCCAUAACCUUAUCCGCGCCCACGGGAUGGCUUACAAGGUCUACCAAGAUGAGUUCAGUCAAUCCCAAAACGGGACCGUGGGCAUCACAUUAAAUUGUCACUGGACUGUACCUAAGUCGGAGGGCAGUCGCCUUGACCUUGAGGCCAGCGAGCGCGCUCUACAAUUUUAUCUAGGCUGGUUCGGGCAUCCAAUCAUUAUCGACGGCGAUUACCCGGAUGUCAUGAAAAGUCAGAUUGCAAACAAAAGUGACGCACAAAAUCUUAAACACAGUAGACUUCCAAUAUUUACGGAAGAGGAGAAACAAUAUCUAAAGGGCUCUACGGAUUUCCUUGGACUCAAUUUCUACACCUCAGACGCCACACAGCACUAUGUAUACCCGGCAGUGCCUCGUGAUUAUUUUUCUGACAUGGACGUCAAAAUCUCAAAAGACCCUUCUUGGCUCGGGUCUGGAUCUGAUUGGUUGAAAGUAACACCUACUGCGAUACGCCGGAUGCUGAAUUGGAUAAAGGAUCAGUACAAAGAUGUACCUAUCUAUAUAACGGAAAAUGGAGUUUCUGACAGGAACGGGUCAUUACUGGACGAGCACAGAAUCGACUAUUACAAACACUACAUCAAUGAAGUCCUCAAAGCUAUUCAUCUAGACAAUGUUGAUGUACGUGGCUACACUGCCUGGUCAUUGAUGGAUAAUUUUGAGUGGGCGCGGGGAUACACUGAGAGAUUUGGCCUCCACUAUGUCAACUUCACUGAUCCAGAUCGACCAAGGACCCCCAAGGCGUCCGCCCAGUACUUCCGAAAACUUAUUCAAAACAAUGGCUUUAUCAAACCUCAACUUAAACCAGUUCCUUCUGCAGGAGAAAGUAAAUUUUACUAUGGAACAUUCCCGAAAGAUUUUGCCUGGAGCGCGGCGACAGCGGCGUACCAAGUUGAGGGUGCCUGGAAUGAAGACGGUAAAGGAUUAAGUAUCUGGGACACGUUCUCCCAUCAAGGUCACGUGGACAACAGUGACACGGGUGAUGUAGCAUGUGACAGUUACCACAAAUACCUAGAAGACGUGCAACUUCUCAAAGACAUGAAGGUGACACACUACCGUUUUUCCCUGUCGUGGCCCCGAAUAUUACCAGACGGUACAACGCGUCACGUGAAUCAGGCCGGAGUGGAUUACUACAACCAGCUGAUCGACGCCCUGUUGGACGCUGGGAUCACCCCAAUGGUCACACUGUAUCACUGGGACUUGCCUAAGGCUCUACAGGACCAAGGCGGAGGCUGGCUCAACGCCUCCACAGCUGAUGCCUUCGCUGCCUACGCAAGACUAUCCUUUCAAAAGUUUGGAGAUAGGGUGAAGACUUGGAUUACCCUAAACGAGCCAUGGGUUGUAUCAGUCCAGGGGUACGGGCAGGGUACCAAAGCCCCGGGUAUCGUCAGCCCCGGGGACAAGGUCUACAUCGCCGCCCACAAUCUGAUUAGGGCACACGGCAAGGCGUACAGGCUUUAUGAAAAGGAGUUCAAACAGAUACAACAUGGGAAGGUGGGAAUCACAUGUAACUGUGACUGGGAAGUACCCAAAAAUGAGAGUGUUCCGUCCGACAGAGAGGCAGCCGAGCGCGCGCUCCAGUUCCAUUUUGGAUGGUUUAUAAAUCCAGUGUUAAAUAACGGUGACUAUCCAGACGUCAUGAAAAUGCAGAUUGCGAAGAAAAGUGCUAAACAAAAAUUAAGACACAGUAGACUACCGGAAUUUACAACGGAGGAGAAAGACUACUUGAAAGGUGCAACUGAUUUUGUAGGUCUAAAUUUCUACACUUCCAACUUGGCUGAGAGCUUUAUUGACCCAUAUACCCUGCGUGAUUAUUAUGGAGACAUGGAUGUCAAGCUUUCUAAAGACCCGUCUUGGCUAGGCUCUGGGUCUUCCUGGUUGACGGUCACUCCGUUUGGAAUCCGCCGAAUGCUGAACUGGAUUAAAGAUCACUAUGGUGACGUUCCGGUUUAUGUGACAGAAAAUGGCGUCUCGGACAGAAACGGCUCCCUGUCUGAUGAUCAUAGAAUCUUUUACUACAAACACUACAUUAAUGAAGUUCUCAAGGCAAUUCGUCUAGACAACGUGGACGUACGAGGUUACACCGCAUGGUCCCUGAUGGACAAUUUUGAAUGGUCGCGGGGAUACUCCGAAAGGUUUGGUCUCCACUACGUGAACUUCUCUGACCCAGCGCGACCCAGGACACCCAAGGCCUCAGCCAGGUACUACCGACAGCUCAUCCAGGAUAACGGAUUCUUCAAUGGGAUAGACAGUGGACCGACGAGUUCACAUCCGAUUGAAAUGGUUCAGAAUAAAACUCUGCCAAAGGAGAAUGUCUUCGUGUACGGCCAAGUUCCGGAGGGGUUCGCCUGGGGCGUGUCAACUUCCGCGUAUCAAAUAGAGGGAGCCUGGAAUGAGGCCGGAAAAGGCGAUAGUAUCUGGGACGUUUUCACGCAUCAUCACACAUCUACCAACGAUACGGGCGACGUGGCGUGUGACAGCUACCACUACUGGCGGGAUGACGUCACGAUAUUAAAGAAGCUUCAGGUGACACAUUACCGAUUUUCCAUCUCCUGGCCACGUGUUUUGCCUACGGGAGCCGCCGACAACAUUAAUGAGGCGGGUCUUCAGUAUUACGACGACCUAAUCAAUGCCCUGGUGUAUGCCGGGAUAGCUCCAGUGGUGACUCUUUACCACUGGGACUUGCCUGAAUCCCUGAAUCAGACUGGUGGUUGGCUGAAUGAUGACGUCAUCGUCAAACAAUUUACAAGCUUCGCGGAACUGUGCUUCUCGCGAUUUGGUAAUCGGGUGAAGACCUGGAUUACAAUAUCUGAUCCCUACUCCAUAGCUGUGAAGGGAUACGGACUGGGGACGCUGGCCCCAGGGGAGGUGGGACAGAACGUGUACAUAGUAGGACACAACCUUCUGUUGGCACACGCUGCUGUCUACCAUCUGUACAGUCGGACAUACCAACCAUACCAGAAAGGGAAGUUGGGGAUAUCUCUCACUGCGCCAUGGGCACAGCCAAUGAACCAAUCAAAUCAACAGGAUAUAGAAGCCUCCGAGCGUGCGCUUCAGUUCAUGAUAGGCUGGUUCGCCAACCCGAUAUUCAAAGAUGGAAAUUAUCCAACGAUGAUGCAAACAUCCGUUCUUGAAAACAGUUUGAGGGAAAACCAACUUGACAGCAGACUUUCUGAAUUUUCCAUUCAGGAUCAGAUAAUGUUGAAAGGAUCUGCCGAUUUUCUUGGACUGAAUUAUUACAACUCUAUCGUGGUAAAAGAGAGUGAACAAACGUCACCAAAAUCCCUCUCUUAUUUCUCGGAUAUGAAUAUCGAUAUCAGUGCUGCCACCAUGUGGUCAAGUAGCACUAACGAGAGUACCUGGAAGCCAGAGGGACUUAGACGAAUACUAAACUGGCUCCACCAAUCAUAUUCCACCACGCCGAUCUACGUCACAGAAAAUGGAGUGUCGGACACGACAGGUACAAUGGAGGAUUCGGAGCGGGAGGACUUUCUUAGACAGCACACCAAUCAACUCAUUAAAGCUAUAACCUUGGACAAGGUCAAAGUUGAAGGUUACUUUGUCUGGUCAUUGAUGGACAAUUUUGACUGGGAAGAAGGAUUCUCUAAGAGAUAUGGACUGUACCACGUGAAUUUUCAGAAAGCAAAAAAGACGCGCACAGCUAAAAAAUCUGCAACCUUCUACAGGCAGCUCAUACAGGACAAUAGUUUCUAUGACAACAGGACAACAACUUCACAAACACCUUUGACUACAACUCCGAAAGUAGUGAAGCAAAACCAUGGUGUUUCCGGAACAAUAUCUACUCAUCAAACACCAUUCCUUCUCAUAAGUUUGAUUCUUGUAGGCUUCAAACUAAUCUAGAAUGAACAGCAUCCCAUAUGCCUUUCCAAAGGUCAUGUCAUCGGUGUAGAAACAUCAUAUUAAAUAUCAUACAAAAUUUCAAACUUUCAUACACGUUCUACGUUUCAUAUUAUACAGUGUUUUGCAUGGCAACAAUUAUCUUAGUAUAGCUAGCAUCAUAUAUUCAUUAUACGGUUAGUUUAUAAGGUAUUUAGGGAACGGUUUAAGGAUUCUGUUUGUAUUUUAAUCAUGGAAGAAAUCGAUUUCGACUAAUAAAGCAGUGAGCUGAAAUAUUUUUCUACAUUUUGUGCGUGCCAGUGUGUGGGGGAUGGGGGUCGGGUCUCCAGUAUAUUUCUGAUUACUGGAGGUUUGAGGGGUAGCGGGUAUUGAUUUCAUUACAUGUUCUCUUCAGCGAAUGAAUAUAAGUCAUUGGUUAAUCCAAAAAUUGGUAGACAGACAAUAUUUGAUACAUCCUCAUUAUUCUUUAUAUAAAAUUAAUAAUAAUGAUAAAACAAAAAACCAAAAAAAACCAGUGCUUUAUGUAUCUUUUCAAGAGGGUUUUAUUCUUUAUUAAAGUUCUGACAAAAAAAUAGUCAAAAUCAGGAAGUUAAGAGCUUCGUGGUCAAGUUAUAAAGGACUGGUCAUGAUCGAUAAAACUCAUAGUUUAUAACGUGUAUCGGUUGCUGUUCUUAUUUCUUAACUCUGAGUGUGCAUAUUGUAGUUACUGGUUCUAUUCAAAUAAGUUUUGCUGGAAUAGUUAUAAUAUAGUAGAUUUUUCUUUUGAAAUAAUGUAACUUAUUUGAAUUGUGCAAAUUUGAUAUGGACUUUUGAUUAUACAAACUUUAUAAAAUGGAUUGAAGGUAUGUUUCAAGAUGAAAAAUAAAAUAACAAAAAAAGA
Pecten maximus is the source of this 12820-nucleotide messenger RNA. RefSeq lists its product as uncharacterized. Gene Ontology annotation, biological process: carbohydrate metabolic process. The record is from RefSeq and is a predicted model, not a curated record. NCBI's taxonomy places the organism in Eukaryota, Metazoa, Mollusca, Bivalvia, Pectinida, Pectinidae. Gene Ontology annotation, molecular function: beta-glucosidase activity.